Messenger RNA from Papaver somniferum (opium poppy), 1410 nucleotides. RefSeq lists its product as uncharacterized. The coding region runs from base 346 to 1026 and encodes 226 amino acids. Lineage: Eukaryota; Viridiplantae; Streptophyta; Magnoliopsida; Ranunculales; Papaveraceae. The record is from RefSeq and is a predicted model, not a curated record. The transcript has 2 exons.
CAACAAAAAUCUUACUAGUCAUCCACUACUAAUUCUAUUUUAACCCCUAAAAAGUACUUAAUUGAACCAGCUAAUACUCAAUCGAACCAGCUAAACAAGGAGUUAUGAUCGUCUAAUACUCUACAGUAUAUUAGAUGCAUAAUAUUGCCAUCAACUUCAACUUUAUUAGGUCUUUUCUUGGUUGCCAUUAAUUUUGAUAUAAAAUAGGAAUUAUUAUUAUAAUUUAGUCAAAACCUACUUGUCUCCUAAUCAAAAUCAAAUUAGUACUACUCUUCUUUCUCUCCUUCUAUUCUAAAACCCUCGGCUCUCUUCUCUGAAUUCUCAGAGAGAAACUACAAGAGAAAGAUGGGUUUGAUUAUAGAUGAGAAAUCAAAGUUUUUGAGAGGAGUCAAGACGGUAUUUUUCUUAAUAACUAUGUUAGCUUCUUUACUUAUAAUUUCUGCUCCUGUAUUAUUAAUCAUAACAGAUUCUCUUCUUCCUUCUGCACUUCUUUCUGCUGCUUCUUCUUUCUCAUCAUCACCAUCAUCGUCUUAUAAUUAUUCAUCUCUUUCAUUAUUACAAUCACUUUCUUCUCAUCUUGAUAACUACGAUUUUCGAUCUUCUCUUGUCGACAUCCCUCUCAUCUCCAUCAUCAGAUCAGCUGUAAUUUUCUGUGUGUAUAGUAUCUGUGAUGGAAGAACGUUAUCGCGUGGGCGUUAUCUGAUCGUAACAACGUUAUGUUCAUUACUGUCUCUAGUAUUUGUAUCAUUAAAAGCUUCGUAUGUAUUCUCCGGUGGUGCUUUAAUAAGGAGAAGUAAAUUAGGGUUCGUUAGUGGAGCUAUGGAAAUUGCUCUGUUUACAUGUUCAUUGGUUUUAGCUAUAGCUCAUGUCAUCGUUGCUUAUCGUACUAGUUGCCGAGAAAGAAGAAAAUUCCUCAUAUACAACAUCGACAUCGAAGCUGUAAGUUUUUCAACCUUAACUGAAUUCAAUUUUGAAGAGUUCAUGGGAAAAUCACUAAAGAAGUUGGAGGGAAGUUUAAUCAGUUGAUCAAGAAAAUUAGAGGAGCUAAGAAAUUCCUAAUCAAGGAUUCAAAAGUCUACAAGAAAACUGAAUAUUUUUUCCAGGUUUAGCUGUGACUUGGGACCCACUUUCAGAGAUUAUUCUCUAACAAAAGUGGGUCCUAUGUUCUUGUUUCGGGCUUAACUGACCAUAACUGACGUCCCUCGACGGCACAAAAGUAUGGGCCCAAGUCUGAUGUUGGUGCUCACGCAUUUGUCAACAUAUAGGAAGGAUAAGGAUAGAUGAUAAUUGAUGUCGAUGAUGAUAAUAUAGACAGACAAGAUGAGAUUAGUCUGUACUCUAAUUUAGUCAUGUUUGGGGUUAAGUGUAGAAGGGUUUAAGGGUUUUUGUAGCUUUUGAUAACUUUACUUG